AUGGCCGGCCCAGCGAAGCAGCGCGCGCAGAAGGAGAAGCAGCAGCAGCAGCAGCAGGCUGCUCGCUCUUCUGGCAACUCCUCGGCAUCGCGCGACCCAACGCAGCGUUCGAUCAACAAGUAUGACGGCAACAAGGACCCCCAUGGUCACGGCGCUGGCGUCCUCAACUACACAAAGCCCAAUGAUCUGAAGAACUUGUCCGAGUUCCUCGGCAUGUCCGGCUGGUACACAGCUCGCGGAGUAAGUGCAAACGCCCCUCAUAGAUACGCCUCCUCCUCCCUUUUCCACUUCCGCAUUUUGCACACACAUCCACUCAUUGACAUAUACUCCUACCGCCCUCGCCAUGCGAACAUGGAGUUUAACUCACACGAUCCCCAGCUCUCUAUCCCUGCUGCGCUUCCUCAGCGACCGAAGAACUUCAACUCUUAUGGCAAGGAGACCACGAUCACCCUGAAUACCUUCAACGUCAUCAAGGCGCCCAACACCAUUGUCCACCAGUACGACGUCGCCUACUCUGGAGAUUCCAAAGAUUACACGAAGCGCAAGCUCCUCCAGAAGAUCUGGGGUUCCAAGGCCGUCAAGUCCGAGCUGGGCGAGCCUGCCAACCUUUGGGUGUGGGAUGGUCACAAGCUUGCUUGGUCUGGCAAGCGUCUUCCUCGUGACGACAACCGCAUCACUGUCGACCUCGACGCCGAAGAGGGCAGGGAGACCAAGGCCGGGGCUCGCGGCAACAAGCACACCAUCCACCUUCGCUGGACUCGUCAAGUCCACUUCAGCGGUCUUCAAGCCUUCCUGGACGGCCAGGCCUCCUGGUCCACCGAAUGCAUCGACACGAUCAACUUCCUCGACCAUGUCAUGCGCGAGUACCCAUCUCAGCAAUACACUCAGAUCAAGAAGUCCUUCUUCCAGCGCGGUGAGCAGCGCUUUGAUCUUGGUGGAGGUGUUGAAGCUUUCAAGGGCGUCUUCGCCUCUCUUCGCCCUGUCCUCGACAAUAAGUUCAACAAGUCCUUGUCUGUCAAUGUCGAUGUCGCGAACGGCACCUUCUGGCGCUCCCAAGAGCUCACUCGUGCUGUGAGCCAAGUUUUCAAUUGCAACCCACCCCAGCUCGCCCAGCGCCUCAAGGAAGCCCAGCGUGACUGGAGGAAGUCUAUGCUCCGCAAGGACUUCGGCGCCUUCAGAAAGGUCGGAGUAACUGCCACUCACACGACACCUCACGUGCAGUGGACUAUCGACGAGAUCGUUCCCAAGGAUGCCAAUCAGGCCACAUUCCCUGACCCCGGCGACCGUCGCCCUGGUGUUCUUGAUAAGGACCGAAAACAGAUCUCCGUCGCCCAGUACUUCAAGAAGAAGUACAACAUCAACGUCAUUGCAGGCAUCCCCGUGGUCAAGAUGACCAAGAAGAUCCGUGGCUCGCCCGUCUACAUGCCAAUGGACGUUCUACGCAUUGAUGCUAAUCAGCGUUACAACACAAAGCUGAGCGACAUACAGACUUCGAACAUGAUCAAGUUCGCUGUUACCCUCCCCAAGGAGCGUUGGACUGCAGUUCAGCACGGAGUUCGCCUUCUGAACUGGGCUAACGAUCCUUACCUUAAGCACUACGGGCUUCAGGUCAAUCUCAACCCUUCCAAGGUUAAAGCUCGCAUUCUGCCCUCUCCGAUCGUUCAGUUCGGUGCCGGCUCGAAAGAGGCAACCAUCAAGCCACAGGACAUGAUUGCCGGUCGGUGGCGCCUUGAUGGCCGCAAGUUCGCUAUGACCAACGGCCAGCGUCACCUCCGCGCCUGGGGUGUCUGCGUCAUCCAGCACCCCCGAGCACCCCCACUAGCGGCUGUCGAAUCCUUCGUGCAGAAGUUUGUCCAGAUCUACGAGAGCCACGGUGGGUUUUUCGAUGCGCACCCAAAGCACGGCAAGAAGCCAUGGAUCGGCCAGGGUAACCUUGCUGAUGGGGGUGAACUCGUUGCGAAGGCCUGGAACCAGACCGGAAACCGCUACAAUACGAUGCCCGGUUUCCUGAUGUUCAUUGUCAAUGACCGCAAUGUGGAUGUGUACCGCCGCAUCAAGAAGUCCUGCGACAUCCGCUUCGGUGUUCCAUCCCAAGUUCUUCAGGCCAAGCACGUCAUGUCAGCGUCUCCUCAGUACAUCUCCAACGUCUGCAUGAAGGUCAACGCCAAGUUGGGUGGUGCUACCUCCGUUGCGAAGAGCGGUCUUAUCCCCAAGCUCAACCCCAAGGCCACCUCCACCCCCACCAUGGUCGUCGGUGCUGACGUUUCCCACCCUGCUCCCGGUGCUGGAUCUGAUCAAGCUGCUUCGUUGGCCGCCAUAACUGUCUCGGCCGACCCCUUCUUCGCCAAGUACUGGGCUGAUGUCCAGACCAACGGCAACCGUGUCGAGAUGAUUACCUCUUCCAACAUCCAUGACCACUUCGGCCCCAUGGCCAAGAACUGGAUGCAGCGUCUCGGACAAGGCAAGGCGCCAGCGCGUGUCCUAUAUAUUAGAGACGGCGUAUCAGAGGGUCAAUACGCUGCUGUGCUCGAAGAGGAGGUACGAGACAUGAAAGCCUUCUUCAGCCAGCUCGGUGGCACGAUGCCGAAGUUCACUGUUGUGAUUGCCGGCAAGCGCCACCAUAUUCGCUUCUUCCCCGAUGCCGGCAAGGGUGAUCGCAACGGCAACCCUUUUCCCGGUACUCUCGUGGAGUCGGGCUGCACACACCCAUUCGAAUUCGACUUCUACAUGUGCUCGCACGUCGCCAUCAAGGGUACCGCCCGCCCUAUCCACUACCAGUGCAUCCUCAACGAGGGCGAGUGGCUUGCCGCCGAGCUCCAGCAGUUCAUCUUCGAGCACUCAUACCACUAUGUCCGCUCCACCACCCCAGUUUCCCUACACCCUGCGGUCUAUUAUGCCCACUUGGCUGCCGACCGCGCCCGUGCUCACCUUAACGAUAGCCCUGUCUCUUCCGGCAAGAAGGAGUCGCACGCUGACCGCACUUCUGACACUGGUAGUUCCAGCCGCAACGUCGAGGUUCCUCCCCUUAUGCCUCUGCAGAACGCUCGUGGCCUGAAGGAUGUUAUGUGGUACGUCUAA
Molecule: messenger RNA, 3078 nt
Organism: Macroventuria anomochaeta
Lineage: Eukaryota; Fungi; Ascomycota; Dothideomycetes; Pleosporales; Didymellaceae
Product: Piwi-domain-containing protein
Exons: 10
Coding region: 1-3078 (1025 amino acids)
Molecular function (GO): protein binding; RNA binding
Source: RefSeq, a predicted model, not a curated record